Molecule: messenger RNA, 819 nt
Organism: Penicillium pulvis
Lineage: Eukaryota; Fungi; Ascomycota; Eurotiomycetes; Eurotiales; Aspergillaceae
Product: RTA1 domain-containing protein
Exons: 2
Coding region: 1-819 (272 amino acids)
Cellular component (GO): membrane
Source: RefSeq, a predicted model, not a curated record
AUGCCAACACUUCAGACCUAUCAGGGAGUGUACUUGUGGAGAUAUGUUCCCAGCCUACCACUCUCGGUGAUGUUUCUCGGCCUAUUUACCAUUGUGACCUCAUUCCACUGCUGGCGACUAUACAAGACCAAGGCAUUGUUUACAAUUCCGUUCAUAGUUGGCGGCAUCUGUGAGAUAUUUGGUUAUGUCACACGAGCAGCUGCUUCUUCCAACACCGGUAGCUUGAUCCUAUACCUUCUACCGUCUAUCCUCCUGGUUGUCCCUCCCAUCGGCUUCGCCGCAACGCUCUAUAUAGUCUAUGCUCGCAUAGUUCGCGCUGUUCAUGCUGAAGACCUCUCGCCAAUUCCCAUACGAUGGGUCAGUUGGAUUUUCAUUACUGGCGAUUUCACUUGUCUCAUGAUUCAAGGCAAUGCGGCCGGGUUGUUGGGAAAUGAGGACCUCACCUUAAUUGCCGACUAUAUCAUCAUCGCCGGCCUUAUUUUGCAGAUCAUCGUGUUUACUUUCUUUAUUGUUUGUUGUGGGAUUUUCAAUAAGAGGAUGCGAGCAUAUGUAGCAGAGUCUUGCCCGGUCAUACACCUGCCCUGGCAGUCCUGUAUCAACAUGUUGUACAUGACAUCCACUACCGUCCUCGUGCGCAACAUCUACCGUGUUGUUGAAUUUGUGAUGCAGUCUGUUAACAAAGAUGGCUAUCUCGUCAUCACAGAGUGGCCUCUUUAUGUUUUCGAUGCGUCAUUGAUGUUUCUGCUCAUGGUAGCCUUUUACCUGUGGUAUCCACAUGGGCUCCAUCGUGGAGGAAGGGAUUCUUCCAUUCAUGAUUGA